Molecule: messenger RNA, 2969 nt
Organism: Cataglyphis hispanica
Lineage: Eukaryota; Metazoa; Arthropoda; Insecta; Hymenoptera; Formicidae
Gene: ringer
Product: tubulin polymerization-promoting protein homolog
Exons: 5
Coding region: 291-923 (210 amino acids)
Biological process (GO): positive regulation of protein polymerization; microtubule bundle formation; microtubule polymerization
Cellular component (GO): microtubule
Molecular function (GO): tubulin binding
Source: RefSeq, a predicted model, not a curated record
UGGCAGUGACGAUUCAGUCUUGCUCACAGCCUUAUUCUGGUCAGUUCUGGCUGGAGUUACGGAAAUGAAUGGAUUUUAUUUCGGUUAACAAAAGUUUGUCACUUAAUAAACGUUUCAUUUAACGAAGACUAAUAAAAAAGUGUAAAUCACAGCGAAAAACAAUUUAACAGUUCCAGCACUUCGCAGCGGUGAAUAUAAAUAGCUGAGUAUGUAAAAACAACCGGUGUGUUUACUUGUCAGAGAUAAGGACAAAUGAUGACAGAAGCAGGAAGCUAUCGAAUGCCAUCACAAUGCAAGCGGAGAAGAAUGAUACCGACACUGAGAAAAAUGAAGCUGCCAACGACGUCACGACGACUUCUGUCGCGAAUGACGUUACGAAUUUGAAGAUCGAAGAUGGUUCAACGAGUUCGACGCCAAGUAGUCCCGGUGCUACCGAGUCGGGUAGCUUUUUAGCGAAUUUCAAAGCGUUCUCCAAAUUUGGCGAUCCAAAGAGCGACGGCAAACUGAUUACAUUAAGUCAAAGUGACAAAUGGAUGAAGCAAGCGAAGGUGAUCGAUGGAAAGAAGAUCACCACUACGGAUACGGGAAUUUACUUCAAGAAACACAAAUCAACAAAACUCGGUCUUGAACAAUAUAAAGCGUUCCUCGACGAACUGGCCAAAAGUAAGAAAGUGGAAUUAACGGAAAUAAAAAAGAAGAUGGCCAACUGUGGACCACCUGGAGUUACUGCUUCCAGCGCAGCUGCAAAGGCAACGUCGACAGUCGACAGAUUAACCGAUGUGAGUAAAUACACCGGCUCCCAUAAGCAACGUUUCGACGAAACCGGGAAGGGUAAAGGUAUAGCAGGUCGCAAAGACAUAUCAGAUCAGUCCGGAUAUGUACAAGGCUACCAAAAUAAAGAUACGUACAACAAGGCCCAUUAGUAUUCAUCCUUCGAUGAUAGAUAUCUUUAAAGACACGCUGCUGUUGGUGAUCUGACAGAUAUCUCGAAAAAAUUUAUCCAAUAAAAUUCACACGUAUUAAAAUGGCAAUAUUGCGCUUCAUGACUUUUGCCAGAUCGCUGACAAUACGUUUGCAGCAAUCGUACUCUUACAAUACUUCCAUUCUUGAUAUUUAUGUGUACCUUUUUACGUUCAAAUUUUCCGAUACACACAACAGAUUUCGAUGAGAAUGUUAUUAUUUUUUUUAAUAGCUGACUUAUUUGAUUAAUACUAAAUCUACUUAUUUUUUGCAAUUUCUUUAUUAUUUCUAGAUAUAUUUCUUGUUGUUUUUUUUUUGUUAACAUUAUUGGUUACUAGAUGAUAGAAGAAUAAUAAUUUGGGUUUUUUAUAUUUUUAUUUAUUUUGUUUGUGGGAUUUUUGACAGAAUGUAGAGAAUAUAUAUAGCUUAAUACAUAUAAAACUUUUAAUAAGUAUAUUCACAAUCUACUUAUAUAUUUAUAUAUACAUAUAUAUAUAUAAAUCUAUAUUAUUUAUGUAAUAUAAGUAAUAAUGUUAAUAGUAUUGUGUCACAUAAUUUUUUCCACACACACACACAUCCAUAAUUUAUUAAGAAUAAAUUCUUUAAAAUUUUUGCACAAUUUAAUAAAGGGAUACAAAAGCAAAAGGGAUACAAUCAAUUUUUGAUAUAUGUUUGCAACAACUAUACAACAUAUAUAUGGCAUUUAUUAUGAACAAUUCACAAAUUAAAAUUUUCGAUUUAAGAAAAUAUAUACAAACGAUUAUUGUAUAUAAACAAGAUAUACAUAAAUCUUUUUACUUGAAAAACUAGUCAUGUUUAAUUCUCUUAAUUGUACCUAUAUACAUAUACAUAUAUAUUGAUUAUUAAUUUUAUUUAUAUAGAAAAUAAUAUACUUACUUGUCUUUCGAUGAAAUGUAAUAAAUAUAAGCACAAAUUGUCUGCUACACAAGAUAAUAUUGAUCAAAAACAUUGAUAUAUAUGUAUACAUGUAAGUAGCGGUAAAAAGAUAUUUAAUGUAUAAUUGGACAAAUUAUUUUCUAUCAUAUGUAUGUAUAAAAAAUAAUAUUUUUCUGCAUAUUAAAUAUUAAUUACAUAUAUUGAAACAUCUUGUUCUCCAACAAUACAUAACAAAUUAUACACAAACAUACAUGGAGUGUACGAUGUUAAGUUUUUUAACACCGUUACUUUUUUAAAUAUAAUAUCUAUACAUAAUUAAUUGUAAAUGAAGUGUACUUACUGUAUCCUUACCGAUGCAUUUGAGCUUGUGGCACAUACACAUUUAAGACCAAAUUUUGUAAUCUAAAUCUUAUACAAUUAGAUGUUCGGCGCGUUAAUUAUACACUAUCGAACUUUGUUUCGCUAAUAAUUUUCGCGUACGUAAUACAUAUAUAAGAAUUGCAGUCGCAAUUUCCUGUUUUCUGUCCUUUCUUUAUUAUAUUUCCUAUUCUUUAAUUUAGCUGUAUUUUUCUAAACUUUUCCCUAUGCUGCUUUUGCAGGACUUCCAUUUACCACACCAUUAAUUAUUACGUUAGAGUAAAAAAAAUAACUUGCGUAUUAAUGAUUUCAUCUGUCAACAUCAUAAACAUAUAUGUCAAAUUACAAUUAAUAUUAUAAAAUUAUAACAAUUUUUUUAUUAUUGUAAUGAUAAUUAAAAAAUUUCUUUUUUACGAUGCUGAUUGGUUAUCUCAACACUACGCUGUGUAUUACUUUAUAUUAAUAAAAGCUUAUCAUACCUAAGUGACGUUUAACAAAUCAAAUAUUAAGUAUAUAUGUGUAAUUUUAAUUUAUUUGAUUUUGAAAAAAUGAGGUUAAUAUUAAUUAAUUAAUUAAGUAAUUAUACAUACAUAUCCACAAAAUAAAUGGCGCUUCCGUAACGCUUAUAGUAUUCUAGCAAUAAAAAAAAAAUGCGCAAAUUAUGUCCUCAAUUAUAUUAUCUUCUAUUGUGGCAAAUCGAUUUAAUUUUCGAUUUUUAUGUAUAAAAAAUCAAAAAUAAAAAAUUUUAUACAUUA